AAUUUGACGUGGUUCGUGGGGUGCGUUCACGGAGCUUUCGCGAUUUGUUGUGAUUUCGCGUUUUGUUUUGGUUCCAAUCUGGUGAAAUUCCGCGGUGCAUUUCGCAAGUUGUUGUUCCGGAUUUGUGGAUCAUGGAAUCGAAAGAUGACGACUACUGGAACGAUUCCACCAACAAGUCGUUCAACUUUGACGAGGAUGAGGUGGCCAUCCUGGAGGUGCCGAGUGCCUCGACCGCCGCCAACCGGCGCAGCCUGUUCGGUGAGGACACGGCAUCCGAGGUGCACUUUGCCAACACCCAGCAGGAGCUGCCCCUGUCGGUGAUCAUUUCCGACGAAGAUCUCGCGUCCCUGCUGGAGGACCAGUCGCGCUGCGAAGCCCCACUGCCGAAGGGCAUCUCGCUGGAGGAGGAGGUCAAGCUGCUUCGGCGGCGACUGCAAGAGUGCAGCUACGCCCCGUCGGCUGCUUCGGUCGUGGCCAAGCUAGUUUUGGGGAAGAGCUGUUCGCUGGAAAUGUUCCGAUCGCUGGGCGAAAAGGAGGAACUGCUUGACGACGCGGUGGCCAGUGGCAGCGGGAAUGCCAUCCUGAAGGUGGUGCUGUUUCUCGAGCGGACGUUGAAGAAGAAGCUGUUUUACCGGCUGCUGCAGACCCGGCCGGAAGCGGUCAGCCAUUACGUGAACUACAUGGCACUGCGGCUGAAGGUUACCGAGUGUACGGAUUUGCUGGUAUUUCUCGGAAGACAUCACGAAGCCAGUCUACUGCAAUUCUCCAUCUACGUCCGCAGUACGUCCAACGUCGAGUUCAAACGGCAACGGCUGAAAAAGAUCUACAGCGAUUACUUCUCCCAGCCGGGGGCCAACAGCUUCUACGCCCAGCUCGUGGCCAAUUACAUCAACUUACUUGAGUUCCAAGUAUCGGAGCAGCACGCCCCCAACGCCGGCUCCAUCCUGGACCGAUCGGUCCUGGAAACGCUCCACUACGCGUGCGGCCGCUACAAGUGGGGCGACACCGCCGCCGCCACCCUCCAGUCCCCCGCGAGCCCCUUCAAGCUGGCGGAAGCGCACGCCGUUGGUGCGCCCCAGUUCGAGUGGAUCGCGCUGAACGAGCGGGCCCGCGCCAACGCCUGGCUCGACUUUGAGCACAUUUUCGAGCGCAAGGCGUGGCUCAAUCUGAAGCAGCGAAAAUCCUUCACCAUCCACAUCCCGAUCGAUCGGACGAUUCUGCGGCUGGCGGCGCUGAGCGCGCCCGAACCGGUGCUGAACAACUUCCUCGCCAAGGUGGACGAUCCCGCGCGGAGGUUGGGGCUGGCACGGCGCGUUGGCGCCAAGAAAGGCGUCGUGGACGCGCUGGUCGCGCUGAAAGACCGGCCCGAGCUGGAGCUGUUUCGGGACGGGUUGGAGGCGGGAACGGAGGAGCGGUUCUACGCGGAGAAUGCGCUCAAGUCGUUGAACAAUAAGUGGAAAAGUGAUGCAAUCAAGUUGAUUAAAUGAAGUGAUUUAUUGAUGACUAUUUUUCUCUCUGCAAUGUACAGUAUUUAUAUACAGUUAACUUUG
Molecule: messenger RNA, 1550 nt
Organism: Culex pipiens pallens (northern house mosquito)
Lineage: Eukaryota; Metazoa; Arthropoda; Insecta; Diptera; Culicidae
Gene: Vps16B
Product: vacuolar protein sorting-associated protein 16B
Exons: 6
Coding region: 132-1487 (451 amino acids)
Biological process (GO): vacuolar transport; intracellular protein transport
Cellular component (GO): cytoplasm
Source: RefSeq, a predicted model, not a curated record